CAAUUGUUUGGUUUUGGCAAAGACAUCUUUCUUGUACGAAAAUGUUGAUGAUAGAACAGUCGCUCCGAUCACUAAGGCGCCCCAAAGUAUUUCUGACUCUAGCUGGAGCAAGCGUGUUUCUCAUUGCCUACGAUGCAGAACGUUCGUUGGGUGAGACGUUUUUGAAACGUAAAGUGUUGAUCAGCAGUUCUCGAUGUUUGGAAGGUCGGAAGGAUUUUCCCUUCCAUUCCCUUCUAUUACAUCACGGUAGAACGACUGUUGGCUGCGAACGGAAUGCAUCGGGGCCUUUUUCGACCAUACCUUCCGCAAGAGAUCGACGCGAGGUCUCGCCGCUGACUCGAACACGCCGCUUCUUCUAUUCUCUGUCGCUUGCUUCCCUUCCUUUGCCUCGACUUCUCAACAAACGAGAUCCAGAUUUGGUACUCAGGUCUCGGUAUUUACGUCAACGUCAACGAGACUCACAAGCGGUGCAGGCGCUACAAAACAGCGUUGCCGCAGAGACGCCGAAAGAUCCUCAGGCUGUAGCGGGUAUUGUGAAGACGUUGUACGAAUUGUUGUACGGAAAGGGUGUAGGGCCGCAAGAUCGGCAAGACUUUUUGUCGCGGUACGGAUGCACCGGUUGGACGGAUGCAAUACUGGAUCUGCUUUUAGAAUUGGCAGCCGAUCGAGGGAUUGUGGAAAUUGGCGCCGGCAACGGACAGUGGGCGCGUGCGCUGGUGGAUCGGUACAUCGAAAGCACUUCCACAAACGAUUCGAAUUUUCGGCCUCGUAGCAAGCAGUUCGAUUUUGUGUUGGCCUACGAUGACAUGAGUCAGUUACCUCUCGAUCCGAAAGUCUUUCACGAAAAGACACAGCCGUAUCGCGAAUACUUUCAUAAAGUGCGACACUGCGAUUCUUCUUUGUCCAUUUUGCAGCAGUGGACUUGUCGGGGUCGUGUCUUGCUUUUGGUGUAUCCGCCACCAGGCGGGAUGGCAGUAAACGCGGCACACAUUUACGUCGAAUCUUCGCCCGAGCUCAACGAUACUAUUGUUUACGUUGGCGAAGGUCGUGGGGGAUCGAACGCGGACGACAUUUUUUUCGACUUUAUGGAAGAGGGUGACUGGAUUCUAGAGCAAUCUGCACCCGUUCAUUCCUUUGGCGACAAGGGCUACGAAAAACUUUUCGUCUUUAGGCGAGCACCAUUCGCGUCGGAAUGA
Phaeodactylum tricornutum CCAP 1055/1 is the source of this 1196-nucleotide messenger RNA. RefSeq lists its product with no specific name. NCBI's taxonomy places the organism in Eukaryota, Bacillariophyta, Bacillariophyceae, Surirellales, Neidiaceae. Bases 42 to 1196 code for a protein of 384 amino acids. The record is from RefSeq and is a predicted model, not a curated record. The transcript is spliced from 2 exons.